This is a messenger RNA of Macroventuria anomochaeta, 4122 nucleotides long. Its product is annotated as TPR-like protein. Gene Ontology annotation, cellular component: kinesin complex. Bases 265 to 4122 code for a protein of 1285 amino acids. Gene Ontology annotation, molecular function: protein binding. The record is from RefSeq and is a predicted model, not a curated record. NCBI's taxonomy places the organism in Eukaryota, Fungi, Ascomycota, Dothideomycetes, Pleosporales, Didymellaceae. The transcript is spliced from 8 exons.
CAGAUUGUCACGCGCUCAGCCAGCCUUGCCAUACACGUCCUGCCUGCCUGCACGCGCGCUGCCUGCACCAUCUUGUCUGCGUCAGCCCCAGGCGGCACGCCAUGCGAUGCACCCCACGCAGCACAGCCCAGCGAUGGCCGCUCACCACCAGCUCACGAUGCCACUAACCCUCCGCCCAUCAGCCCUCCGCCGGCCUGCUCGAGACUUCCAGGCUGUAGACGCUGCCACUCACCGCGCUCAGCUAUGCACCUCUUCUGAAUCAACAUGGCCGCCACAAAGAAGGGCCCUGUUCUCCGCGUCACCGGCCUCGCAGCCUCGCAGCCUGACCACGAGCUGACGGCAUUGCUGAAGGCUGCCAUCAACGACAACCUGGCAAACGAAGAAAAGUCGAAGACAGACGUCAGAGUGGCUGUUGUGCCCUCCUGCUACAACGAUGAGGAAAAGGUGGCGCUGGUGGAGUGCCGUGGCGGGGUGCCUGCGUUCCUGUCAGAGCUGAUAGCCGAUCCGUUGGGGGAGUCGCAAAUGGAGAUGGGCGACACGGACACGGGCGACACGGACACGGGCGACACGGACAUGGGCGACACGGACAUAAACUUCGACCAGCACUUCUUCGGCUUCACCCAGCUGUAUACGCCAACGCCUGACGCACCAGUUGUUGCAGAUGUGAUCGCCAUCACCGGCCUCGACGGCCACGCGUACGAUUCGUGGCGGGGUGAAGGCAGCCUCGGGCGCAUGUGGCUGCGCAACUUCCUGUGCAAAGACCUGCCGUGCUGCCGCACCAUGAUCUACGGCUACAACUCGAAGCUGUCGAGCCACGGGGUGGACACCAUCAUGGACUACGGCCGGGGCCUGCUGGAGGAGCUCAAGAAGGUGCGGGGCACAGAGGAGCGGCCGCUCUUCUUCAUCGCACACAGCUUUGGCGGUAUCAUACUCGCUCAUUGCCUUGUCAAGGCGGUCCAGACGACGGAAGACGACCAUCCGACGAUAGCUUCUCUGCACAAGGCCACCUACGGCAUGCUUCUGUUUGGGAUCCCGCACAGGGGGCUCGUCGUAGACGACAUCCAGAAGAUGCUUGCUGGGGAGCACGGUCACCCGCGCAGAGAGCUGCUGGGGCAGAUCAAAAAAAAGUCCGAUCUGCUAGCAUUGCAGCUAGACGACUUCAGGAACCUCGUUCGAGACCGCAAGGUGGUGAGCUUCUACGAGACAGUGCAGACGCGGCAGCUGCAGUUUGACAGCGAGAGCAAGCGAUGGACGAGGACUGGCGACUUCGUCACCGCCGUAGACAGCGACUCAGCGCUUCUCCAGCUCCCAGAUGCUAUGGAAGAGAAGAUCCCCCUAGACGCCGACCACUCGAUGAUCGUCAAGUUCGACAACAAGAACGCUCGAGGGUACAGCAGCGCGCGGGACAAGCUUAGGCAGUUUGCGCGGGACGCUCCGAGAGUGGUGGCAGAUCGCUUUGCGCGAGCGCAGAACAGGCCUAAAUCGUGCAACAUGGUACCGUUUCCACGAGACAGUGCAUUUGUGGGCCGAAGGGACGUCCUCGCAAAGAUCGGGGAGAUACACAGAGGCUCGGCUUUGCCAAGUCACAGCCGUGUAGCGCUUGUCGGCCUAGGAGGCGUAGGAAAGUCGCAGAUUGCCAUCGAGUACGCGUACAGAACCAGAGAGGCUGCGCCGGACAUGUGGGUGUUCUGGGUGCACGCAAGCAAUGUCGCCAGGUUUAAGCAAGCCUAUCAAGAGAUUGCCGUCAGGGUAGAGCUGCCGGGGCGCGACGACCCCAAGACGGACAUCUUCCGCUUGGUGCACAACUGGCUCUGCGACGAGAGGAACGGGCGGUGGCUAAUGAUCGUCGACAACGCUGACGACGAUCGCGUGUUCGCCUCUCCCGGCGCUACUGACAGUUCAGGUAGCGCUGCGCAAGGGCUUGAACCCACUCGGGAAGCGGCGGCGCCGUUGGCGAGCUUCCUUCCGCAAGCGGCACACGGCUGGAUACUGGUCACCUCGCGAGAUCUGAUCCCUGCCGUGAACCUGGUGGGGGAGGGACACAACGUGAUUGAGGUGAAGCCCAUGGGCGAGCGAGAUGCUCUGACAUUGUUGAAGUCGAAGACACAGGUGGACAAGUCAUCCGAAGGCGACGCGCGAGAGCUUGUCAAGACGCUGGAAGGCAUCCCGCUCGCUGUCACGCAGGCGGCCGCGUACAUCACAGUGAACAAACUGAUGGUGGAUAUCGCUGCGUAUCUUAAGCUUUUCCGCGAGAGUGAGGAGAACCAAGCGCACCUCCUAAACAACAAGGAAGCAAGAGACAUAAGGCGAGACGCUACUGUAUCAAGCGCCGUCAUCACCACCUGGCAACUAUCGUUCGAGCAGAUCCGAAAGACAAGGCCUGAGGCGGCGGACCUGCUCUCGCUGAUGACCAUGUUCGACAGACAGGGUAUCCCCGAACACGUACUAUAUGAGGGCAGAAGCAAGCUGCAGUUUGCAGAAGUUGUAGGGCCAUUGCUACGAUUCUCUCUAAUCAGGGCGCAAGCUAGAGAGCAGUCAGAAAUGCGACUCCAGGAGCAACUGUUUGAGAUGCACAGCUUGGUGCAGCUGGCGACGAGAGAAUGGGUAAAGUUGCAUGGUCAAGUCAGUGUGUGGCAGAGAGCAGCGCUGCGAAUCAUGGCUGCGGCGUUUCCCAGCGGGCAGCACGAGACGUGGGCGGCUUGUCGAACUCUGCUUCCGCACUCGACGAAGGUACUUGGCUACAGCACGGAGAAGAACGACGAGGCGAGGCUGAACCGAGCGACAAUCGCGACCAACACGGCGUGGUACCUGAUGUUGAUGGGGCAGUAUGCAGAGGCAGAGCGGAUUGGACGCAGUGCAGUUGCGGCAAGAGAGGAGGUACUUGGGCUCGAGCACCCCUACACGCUCAUCAGCGUCAGCAACCUUGGGACGGUGCUGUCGAGGCAGGGCAAGUACGAGGAGGCAGAAGUGAUGCAUCGACGAGCGUUGGAAGGGUACGAAAAGGCGCUUGGGCUCGAGUACCCCUACACGCUCACCAGUGUCAGCAACCUUGGGUCGGUACUGGAGAGGCAGGGCAAGUACGAGGAGGCAGAAGCGAUGCAUCGACGAGCGCUGGAAGGAAGAGAGAAGGCGCUUGGGCUCGAGCACCCCGACACGCUCACCAGCGUCAGCAACCUUGGGUUGGUGCUGGAGAGGCAGGGCAAGUAUGAGGAGGCAGAAGCGAUGCAUCGACGAGAUCUAGAAGGGUCAGAGAAGGUGCUUGGGCUCGAGCACCCCGAUACGCUCACCAGCGUCAGCAACCUUGGGUCGGUGCUGUUGAGUCAGGGCAAAUACGAGGAGGCAGAAGCGAUGCAUCGACGAGCGCUGGAAGGAAGCGAGAAGGCGCUUGGGCUCGAGCACCCCGACACGCUCACCAGCGUCAGCAACCUUGGGUCGGUGCUGGAGAGGCAGGGCAAGUACGAGGAGGCAGAAGCGAUGCAUCGACGAGAUCUAGAAGGGUCAGAGAAGGUGCUUGGGCUCGAGCACCCCGACACGCUCACCAGCGUCAGCAACCUUGGGUCGGUGCUGUCGAGGCAGGGCAAGUACGAAGAGGCAGAAGCAAUGCAUCGACGAGCGCUGGAAGGAAGAGAGAAGGCGCUUGGGCUCAAGCACCCCGACACGCUCACCAGCGUCAGCAACCUUGGGUCGGUGCUGUCGAGUCAGGGCAACAACCUUGGGUCGGUGCUGUUGAGUCAGGGCAAAUACGAGGAGGCAGAAGCGAUGUAUCGACGAGCGCUGGAAGGAAGCGAGAAGGUGCUUGGACUCGAGCACCCCGACACGCUCACCAGCGUUAGCAACCUUGGGUCGGUGUUAUGGAGCCAAGGGCAGUUUGCGGACGCCGAAACCCUAGAAACACGGGUGAGGGAGGCAAGGAAGAGGAUACUUGGAGAUGACCAUCCAGACACACUGACGGUAAUGGCCAACCUCGCGUUCACGCAAGGUUGCAAGCUGGAGGUUAUGUCGCUAAUGGAAGCAUGCGUUCAAGCACGAACACAAGUCCUCAGGCCUAGCCAUCCUGACACUGAGUCUUCUACAGCGACGCUGAACCGGUGGCGUUUAGAGAGCCUAGAUCUAGGGACGUGA